Messenger RNA from Diuraphis noxia (Russian wheat aphid), 1380 nucleotides. RefSeq lists its product as uncharacterized. Lineage: Eukaryota; Metazoa; Arthropoda; Insecta; Hemiptera; Aphididae. The record is from RefSeq and is a predicted model, not a curated record.
AUGAUAGCGAAAGGUGAUGAAAGUCCAAUAAUAUAUUUUAAACAACAGGGAAACAGUGACAAUAAUGUUCAAAGUUUUACAAAAGAUGAUUUUUGUCUAAUCAUAAUGACACAGUUUCAGUCAGAGUUACUAAUGAAAUUUGGAAAUGAUAAAGUAUGUAUAGACGGAACUCAUGGGUUAAAUGAGUAUAAUUUUCAGUUGUAUACUAUAGUUGUGGUGGAUGAGUUUGGAAACGGAUAUCCCGUUGCAUUUUGUUUUUCUAAUAAAUCUGACACCGCUUUAUAUAAACAUUACUUUCAGUGCAUUAAAAAUGUAACCGGUAAAAUUACAGCAAAUGUGUUUAUGUCCGAUGAUGAACCAGCGUUCUAUAACGCCUGGAACGCUGUAAUGGGGCCUGCAGAAAAACAGCUUUUAUGUACUUGGCAUGUAUUAAGAAAUUGGACAAAAAAUUUAAGCAAAAUACAAUGCAAUGAAAAGAAAACCAUUGUAUUCAAAACCUUAAAAGCACUGUUGUAUGAAACUAAUGAACAUUAUUUUUAUAUUGAACUCCAAAAAGUAUUAGAUGACUUAUUUAAUGAUACAGAGACUGAAGAUUUUGGGAAGUACUUUAAAAUGAUGUAUUCAUGUAGAGUAGAAAAGUGGGCAUAUUUCAAUAGAAAACACAUUGGUAUAAAUACAAAUAUGUACUUAGAGGCACUUCACAAAACCAUAAAAUAUAGUUAUUUAGAUGGGAAAAAAUGUAAACGCUUAGAUCUGUCAAUCAAUGCACUUAUGUCAUUAGUUAGGGACAAAAGUUUUGAAAGGAUAAUUAAAAUUGCAAAACAAAAAAAAACUUCUAAAAUUAAUCAAAUUAUUGCAGCUCAUAACAAAUCUUCUGAGGUAACAUCAAAUAUGAUAUCAGAAGUUGAUGAUUACUGGUUGGUUAAUUCUACAACUAACUACAAUGUCCAUUAUAAAGUUGAGAAAACAAAUUUUUCAUGUAGUGAAUGUGUUUUGAGUUGUGUUGAAUGUCAGAUAUGUGUUCAUACCUAUAAGUGCUCAUGCAUGAAUAAUGUAAUUUACUUUAAUAUUUGCAAGCAUAUUCAUGCAUGUGCAAAACAAAAAAAAAAUAUUUUAUUACCAUGUAAACCUGCAGUAACUUCAACAUCUUUAACAUAUGAAUUAGCUGUUGAUAAUGGUUUCCUACAACCAAACGAAACUCAGCCAAAGUUAGAUGAAAAUACAGWUAAUACAGGAGAAAUCACAAAUAAGUUAGAGUCAAUACUGGGAAUGAGCAUUUUGAGCUUUUAUGAAGAUUACGGAGCRGAGUUAUUUGCUUUAUCAGGCAUAAUUAAAAUCGAAAAUAUCCCUCGAUCUGUUAUUCAACUCYACCUAAAGUAG